AUGGCGUCAACACUCGAUACGUUCAUGUCCUACCUAAAACUGCCGCUCAUUGCCUCGUCUGGAGUCGCAGCUCUACUCAGUGGCCUCCUAUAUUUCAAGCAAAAUGAAAUCAUAUACCCACGAGGCUUUCCCCCUGACGCUCGUACAAAUGUCCCUCGGCCAUCGCAAUUCGGCAUCACCGACUUUGAAGAGCUCUUCAUUCCUACACCUGACGGAGAAUCACUCAGUGCCUUCUUUAUCAGGGCGAACAAGCAACAUGCGCGCAACGUGACGGUGCUCAUGUUUCACGGAAAUGCUGGGAAUAUUGGCUAUCGGUUGCCAAUUGCAAAGAUAUUGGUCAACGAGCUACGGUGCAAUGUCCUCAUGCUGCAAUACCGAGGCUAUGGCUUAUCAUCAGGCAAUCCGAACGAGAAGGGGCUCAUGAUCGAUGCGCAGACUGGCUUGGAAUACAUUCGUCAACGGCACGAGCUUCGCGGCACGAAGAUUGUCGUGUAUGGACAAAGCAUUGGAGGCGCGGUUGCAAUUGGAUUGGUGGCUAGAAACCAGAAGCAGGACGACAUUGCUGCGCUCGUGCUCGAGAAUACGUUCACCUCGAUCAGAAAACUCAUCCCAACGGCGUUUCCUCCUGCUCGAUUUUUGGCUCCGCUCUGUCAUCAGGUCUGGCCAAGUGAGGAGACGUUGCCCCAGAUCACGAUACCCAUACUGUUUCUGAGUGGACUGAAGGACGAAAUAAUUCCACCCUCACACAUGGUCAAGUUGUUCCAAGUGUGCAGGUCCCCCGAUAAAGUGUGGAAGGAACUACCUAAUGGAAGUCACAACGACUCGGUCGCAGAGCCCCGCUACUUUCAGUACAUUGAGGAGUUUUUGAGCGAGUUUGUGGCGCGUUGA
Cucurbitaria berberidis CBS 394.84 is the source of this 888-nucleotide messenger RNA. RefSeq names its product alpha/beta-hydrolase. The record is from RefSeq and is a predicted model, not a curated record. Bases 1 to 888 code for a protein of 295 amino acids. NCBI's taxonomy places the organism in Eukaryota, Fungi, Ascomycota, Dothideomycetes, Pleosporales, Cucurbitariaceae. Gene Ontology annotation, cellular component: membrane. Gene Ontology annotation, molecular function: palmitoyl-(protein) hydrolase activity. The transcript has 4 exons.